This is a messenger RNA of Acipenser ruthenus (sterlet), 3506 nucleotides long. RefSeq names its product putative deoxyribonuclease TATDN2. Gene Ontology annotation, molecular function: hydrolase activity, acting on ester bonds. Lineage: Eukaryota; Metazoa; Chordata; Actinopteri; Acipenseriformes; Acipenseridae. The record is from RefSeq and is a predicted model, not a curated record. The transcript has 7 exons. Bases 495 to 2630 code for a protein of 711 amino acids.
CAUGCACAGCUAUCUGAAGGUCAAGCAUCUGGACUUACAAUAGAUACCAUAUAUCCCUCACGCUUAAACAGAAAAAAACUAGUUCACAACAGCAAUGUGUGGAUGUACUCAAAGAAUUACAUUUAAAAGAAUGACAGUAAGUAGCUGUGUUUGUUAUUAGCACAUUUUGGCCUGGUCAUGAAUAUGAAGAAGCUGUGAUCAUUGUAUGUCUGACGGAGUAAAAAGAUCAAGCAAGAUCAAGCGCUGCUGUCUCCAGGACAAAAUGAAGACACUGGCAGAUUUAGAAUGGAUGAUGUCAUUACAAAUACUACAUGAUAUUCCAAGAGGACUUUCUAUCUGAAAGAAGAACACAUGCUGUGCUGGUCCAAAAUAAAUAAAUAAAUAAUAAUAAUAAUUAUUCUGGUGAUAAUAAUAUCAGCUGAAGAUGCACCCAGCCUUCUAGACCAUAAAGAUUUCUUCUUCCGGUGAGAAGUGGAAACUAAAGGUGUCUCAAUAUGGACAACAGCAGUAUAAGCAGAAAAGUCAAGUAUCGCUGCCCAAGGUCACAAUUCUCUUCACCUAUCAAGUAUCGGAGGAGCAGUGCUGGCACUCCCCAGCCGUCGUGCUGGUCUUCGGGGGAGGAGGACUGUGAAGAUGAGGCUCGCUGUACACCUCUGAACGUCUCCUCUGGCUCUGCUCACCUGGAGAGUAUGCACAAUAUUUGCCUGGAGACACCAAAGUGUAAAACAGCUGCAAGCUCAAUACAUAAUCAGCAAAGUGCUCAAGGUGGUGAAGACAGUCGGUCUUCACUGAAGAGUUGCUCUGGGCUUCAGAAGACGUUGUUUCGAUCACAGACUCCCACCAAGAAAAAAACAUCUAAAAACACAUCCAGUAAAUCCUCCACCGCAGGUCGCUGUUCAGAACAGAAUAAUACAUUGACAUCAGGUAACAAACUGAAAACCAGAAAGCCAGAAGAUGGAUUGAAAGUCAUAUACCUUAAAGCCAUCUCUGCAGCGUUUGGAAAAGACAUGCAGAAAAAAAUCCAGCCUGGUGAAACCACAAGCACUGCUGCUGAUGCAGAACAAGACAAAAAGUCCUUGGAGGAACUGGAGGAUUCAGGAAGCAGUGAUGAACUCGAUUGCUGUUCACUUACGAAGGAUGAUGAACAAACUAAAGAUGAAAGUGAUGCUGGGAUGGAAAAAUGUCCAUCUCCUCUGGUGUUCAUUGAUGUAGGAGAAGACAAAGAGGCUUGUCUUACUGGAAACCUCACAAGGAGUGUUGUAUUGAAAGGCCAGGAAUCAUCGGAUGGAGCUGAUUGGUCGGAUGUCGAUGACCCGGUCACUGUAGUGACAUUUUCACAAGACGAGGAUUGUGUUACGAGCAGCCUGAAGAAAGGAAAGUACGAUGAUUCACCUCCAGCGCUUGAAUAUAUGGGGAACCCUGUGCCUUCCUGUAUGAGCCCCUGGACCAGUCAACCAGAGAACUGGCGUGGUAGACACCAAACGCCCACUGCAUCAUCCAGUAUGAUGAACAGGAGCCCUGGCUAUCAAAGCAGCUCCAGCAAUGAUUACUACUGGCUCUCUGAGAAACACAGAGCUAGUACCCCUUUGCCACUGUAUAACUCCAGGGAUUCUGGCUCUUUUUAUCAAAGGGCCUCCCAGUCGUAUUCUUUUGACUAUUCUGGCUGCUCGCAAGAAGGCACCAGGAGGGAUUUAGACUCCAGCGUGGCUUCUUCUAAUUCAAUCUUUGAUAUUUCAACCUUUAAGGGCAAUAGUUCCACCUCAUUGAAUUCUACACCGGCAUGCGAUUUCACCAACUCAUCCACAAGACCUCGGCAGCAAGGCUUUAUUGACACGCACUGCCAUCUGGAUAUGCUGUAUGCCAAGCUGACUUUUAAAGGGACCUUUGCUGCAUUCCGGAACCUCUACCACAGCACUUUCCCUGUGGAAUUCGAAGGAUGCAUUGCUGAUUUUUGUAAUCCCCGUCACAUCAUUAGAGAGCGUCUCUGGGAAGAUUUGCUGAGGGAAGAGAAAGUUUGGGGGGCUUUUGGCUGUCACCCACACUUUGCUCGUUACUAUACAGAAGCACACGAGAGAGCCAUACUUGAUGCUAUGAGACACCCCAAAGCGAUUGCGUUUGGUGAAAUGGGACUGGACUAUUCACACAAGUGCACCACAGAAGUCUUAAAGCAAAAACAGGUGUUUGAGAGGCAGCUCCGCUUGGCGGUAUCUAUGAGGAAGCCCCUUGUUAUACACUGCAGGAAUGCUGACGAAGACUUGUUUGAGAUUAUGAAGAAGCUUGUGCCCAGGGACUACAAGAUACACAGGCACUGCUUCACAGACAGCUAUGAUGUGAUCAAGCCUUUUCUCGAGGAGUUUCCUAAUCUUUCAGUGGGGUUCACUGCACUGGUCACCUACCCUCGCGCUGUCCAAACCAAAGAGGCGGUGAAAAGGAUACCACUGGACAGAAUAGUUGUAGAAACGGAUGCACCUUACUUCCUCCCUAGACAAGUUUCUAAAAGAUUGUGCGCGUAUUCCCACCCAGGACUUGCACUGUGUACAGUCAAAGAGAUCGCCAGUUUGAAAGCUAUGAAGCUGUCAACUGUGUUAUCGGCACUGAGACAAAACACUACCGGUUUGUAUGGGGUGUAGAGUUGUUCUGAUGUUUAAAUAUAACCAGUUUUAUUUUAAAUAACAAAAUGGAAGUAUUUACAGAGUUAUACAACAAAAUCAUUUAUUUUGUAAAAGGCAGUUCAUGCCAAGAUUGGUUCACUGUUAGUUGGAAAAAAUAAAAACACAAAAAAUACUUCACUAACUGUUAUUAUUAUUAUUAUUUUUAUAAUAGCAGAAAUGGUUAUAUUAUAUUCCAUGCAAUUGAAACUAAUAAUUGUGGAAAUUUAAAUAAAUAAAAAUGGUCAAACUGGGCACAUUCUCAAAGAAUUUUCUAUUUUUGAAAGUUGAUAAAUUUCACAUUGUUGUUCCAAAACAGACCAAACGGCUUGAGAAUGUUUAAAAAAUAAAAAAUAAAAAUAACUUUGUUUAUAUUACUUAGUAGUUUUGUAAAAUUAUCAGGUGUUUGUUUAUUUUGUUUUAUAUACAUAUAUUUUUUAAUUCUUUUAAGAAAUGUGAUUUAAAAAAAAAAAAAAAAACUUUGAAAAUUAUACCCCAGAGUGUCCAUUUUUUUUCUAAGUCUGACAAUUGCAAUGGCACCAGUAAAACUGAUUGUGUUAAUGAGAAUAUUAUUUUUGAAAUUGUAAUUCAUUGCCAGGGGUUUUCUUGUUUCUAUUUUUCAAUGUUCAUGUUUCAGUGUUAAGCCAGCAGACCCAAGGAGUCCUAUACUGUACCUGGUUAUUAGAGAAUGGGGUUCUGGUAUAGUAGACCCUACAAUAUAUUGAUGGGUUUUGUUAAAUAACCAAGAAAAUUGUUUGUUGAGAGUAAUGAUGUUCAGACAUAAACUUGGAAUAAUGUGUUUUUAACAACUGGCGAACUUUUGGAAACAAGACAAUGAAUAAACCAACUUUAACCUCA